AUGGGGCGGUACUCGGGGAAGACGUGCCGCCUCAUCUUCAUGCUGGUGCUUACCACCGGCUUCUUCGUGGCCGAGCUGGUGUCGGGCUACCUGGGCAACUCCAUCGCGCUGGUGUCCGACUCCUUCAACAUGCUCUCGGACCUCAUCUCCCUCUGCGUCGGGCUCUCCACGGGGCGCAUCGCCCGCCGCAGCCGCCGCGGCCCCCGCGCCACUUACGGCUACAGCCGCGCUGAGGCGGUGGGAGCCCUCAGCAAUGCCGUGUUCCUCACCGCUCUCUGCUUCACCAUUUCCGUCGAGGCCAUCCUGCGGCUGGCCCGGCCGGAGCCCAUCGACGACGCGCAGCUGGUGCUCAUCGUCGGCACCCUCGGCCUCGCCGUCAACCUGGUGGGGCUCCUCGUCUUCCAGGACUGGGGCUCCUGCUGUAACCGCCGCCCGCCAGCCCCGAUGCCCGCUCCGGCCGUGCCCAGCAGUGCCUCAGCCGGGGAGGCCGUUGAAGCAGGUGAUUCACCCAAUGACCAAAAAAGCCCUGAGGAGGGGUCUGAGAAGAAAAAAGAAAAGAAGUCUGAAGCCUUGAACAUCAGAGGUGUUCUUUUGCAUGUUAUGGGAGAUGCGCUUGGAUCUGUGGUUGUGGUAGUUGCUGCUACAAUCUUCCAUGUACUUCCUCUGGGGGAUGCUCCGUGUAACUGGCAGUGCUACAUUGAUCCAAGCCUCACAAUAAUUAUGGUGCUCAUCAUCUUGUCUUCUGCAUUCCCACUUAUCAAGGAGACCUCAACUAUUUUGUUGCAGAUGGUUCCCAAAGGUGUUAAUAUGCAACUACUGACUGAUGAACUAGCUCGUGUACCAGGGGUGAGCAGCCUUCAUGAGGUGCAUGUCUGGGAGCUUGCAGGUGGGAAGAAUAUUGCUACUCUUCACAUCAAGUGCCAAACCCCUACUGAUUACCAAGAUGCUGCUUAUAAAAUACGGAAGAUUUUCCAUGAUGCAGGGAUCCAUUCUGUGACCAUCCAGCCCGAGUACACUGACCACAAGAAUGCCCAGAUACUGUGCAGCUCGCCCUGCAUCUCAAAAGCUUGUGACUCUCAGCUGUGCUGCAGUCAGCGGGAACCUCAUCUGGCUAAAACUAAUGGCUGUACUGAGAAAAAUGAUAGUUGCCUUUCUGCAGUGCAUAAAGACAAUGGUUCCAGGAAAAACGAUGUUGAAAUCCCUAUUGAGUAUCCACUGGCAGAGGAUAGCAUUAAAAAUGUGAAAAAUUUUGAUGGCAAAUCCAUGUUGAGCAGUACACGGCUUUAG
Melopsittacus undulatus (budgerigar) is the source of this 1287-nucleotide messenger RNA. RefSeq names its product solute carrier family 30 member 10 (gene SLC30A10). The transcript is spliced from 4 exons. Lineage: Eukaryota; Metazoa; Chordata; Aves; Psittaciformes; Psittaculidae. The record is from RefSeq and is a predicted model, not a curated record. Gene Ontology annotation, molecular function: zinc ion transmembrane transporter activity. Gene Ontology annotation, biological process: manganese ion transport; detoxification of zinc ion; zinc ion transmembrane transport. Gene Ontology annotation, cellular component: membrane. Bases 1 to 1287 code for a protein of 428 amino acids.